Molecule: messenger RNA, 2324 nt
Organism: Oncorhynchus masou masou (cherry salmon)
Lineage: Eukaryota; Metazoa; Chordata; Actinopteri; Salmoniformes; Salmonidae
Product: 26S proteasome non-ATPase regulatory subunit 11
Exons: 12
Coding region: 23-1291 (422 amino acids)
Biological process (GO): ubiquitin-dependent protein catabolic process
Cellular component (GO): proteasome regulatory particle, lid subcomplex
Molecular function (GO): protein binding; structural molecule activity
Source: RefSeq, a predicted model, not a curated record
GCUGUCAUUGAGAGGAGGCAAGAUGGCAGCCGCGGCAGUGGCUGAGUUUCAAAGAGCCCAGUCUCUUCUCAGUUCAGACCGGAAUGCAUCUAUCGAUAUUUUACAUUCAAUAGUAAAGCGGGACAUCCAGGAGAGCGAUGAGGAGGCAGUGCGUGUCAAAGAGCAGAGCAUCCUGGAGCUGGGUGGUCUGCUGGCUAAGACGGGCCAGGCUGCAGAGCUGGGCGGUCUUCUGAAGUAUGUACGGCCGUUCCUGAAUUCCAUCAGCAAGGCCAAGGCGGCGCGGCUGGUGCGCUCGCUGCUGGACCUGUUUCUGGACAUGGAGGCAGCUACAGGCCAGGAGGUGGAGCUGUGUCUGGAGUGCAUCGAGUGGGCCAAGGCUGAGAAGAGAACAUUCCUCAGACAGGCCCUGGAGGCUCGUCUCAUCUCUCUGUAUUUUGACACAAAGCGGUAUCAGGAGGCGCUUCAUCUAGGCACCCAGCUACUCCAGGAGCUGAAGAAGAUGGAUGACAAGGCCCUGCUGGUGGAGGUGCAGCUGCUGGAGAGUAAGACGUACCACGGCCUCAGCAACCUGCCCAAGGCCCGUGCCGCCCUCACCUCUGCACGCACCACCGCCAACGGCAUCUAUUGCCCGCCCAAGCUACAGGCCGCCCUGGACAUGCAGUCAGGGAUCAUCCACGCAGCAGAGGAGAAGGACUGGAAGACGGCCUACUCUUACUUCUACGAGGCCUUCGAAGGCUACGACUCCAUCGACCACCCGAGAGCGAUCACCGCUCUCAAAUACAUGCUGCUCUGCAAAAUCAUGCUCAACCUUCCUGAGGAGGUCCAAGGUCUCGUCAGUGGAAAGCUAGCCCUGCGGCAUGCCGGGAGACAGACGGACUCUCUGAAAUGCGUGGCACAAGCCAGCAAGAACCGGUCGCUGGAGGAUUUUGAAAAGGCCCUGACUGAGUACAGAGGUGAGUUGAGAGAUGACCCCAUCAUAAGCACACACUUGACCACGCUCUAUGACAACCUGCUUGAACAGAACCUCAUCCGUGUCAUCGAGCCUUUCUCCAGGGUACAGAUAGAACACAUUUCCACCCUCAUAAAACUCUCCAAGGGAGAUGUUGAGAGGAAGUUGUCACAGAUGAUUCUGGACACAAAAUUUCACGGUAUUUUGGACCAAGGCGAGGGUGUGCUGAUCAUCUUCGAUGAGCCUGCAGUAGACACAACGUAUGAGGCGGCCCUGGAGACCAUUCAGAACAUGAGCAAAGUAGUGGACUCACUCUACAACAAAGCCAAGAAGCUCACAUAGAGGAGACCACCUGAAACCCAGCACAGAUCGUGUCCAGACAGUUUGUGAAGCACUCCGGGAUGGGGGGGGUCGGACUCAAAGAAACCAACUGACCAACCCACAAACUGACAUGGCUAGGCUGUCCCCCACUCCUCUUCAAUUCAGUCUGGGUACAUUUUUUUAAACUGCCCCCCCCCAACGAACAUUACAACUACUGGCAUCUCCAUCACAGGUUAUGUUCCUCGGCAUCCCCCUCCUUGCUGACCAUCAGGGAAUCUUGUAAAGAAACAUCUACAUAACAUGUAUGAUACAUAUAGGUCUCUGAAAGAGUGUAAUUGGUGGGCUCACACUACCUAAAGGUUCAGUUCUAUUGCCAAACAACCUCUGUGUUCUUGCCUUCAUCCCCCCUAACACACACAGACAGCAGUCUGAGUCUGCUGGCUUUGGGCCAGAGUGGACAGAGAAAGGACUACCUUCCCUGCGAACACGCCACAGGAAAAGGACACCGUCAUCGCCACACCGUUUCAUAGUUCCCAGAGCUAGGUCAAUAUAUUGUUUUUAUCCUGCCUGGGGUACCAUGAGGGUGUGGUUUUCCCUUUUGGGACUUUUCUAUUGGUUCCAGCUCAAUCGAGACCAGAUUAAGUACCAGAUAUGAUCUCUUAUACUAUUUGAAUCCAGGUCUAAUUGUUUCCCUCCCUGCCUCUAAUUCCAGUUUGUACAUAAUGUUGCCAGGUGUCUCUGUCAUGCUAACACUUCGCCCACCCCACCCCCUUUAAAAAAAAAUAUAUAUAUAUAACACUAAAUGAGAAUAAAUUAAGCCCCCAGUGUGCUUUUGUGAGAGGUGGUGGAAAUGAUUGACCUGGUUGUAUGGAUUGUGACUGACAAAGAAUGUGAGUUGGUUGUUUAUUCCUCAUGUAUUCAAACAACUGUGGAUCAUUUGCUGAAAAAUGUAAGCUGUAAGGUUUGGGGACUACUUUUUGCAAGGACUACUAGUCUACCAUUUCCCAUAUGAUAUAGAUAAAAGUGCUAAUAAAUGUUGAAUGUCACAGCUUAA